Messenger RNA from Propithecus coquereli (Coquerel's sifaka), 2719 nucleotides. RefSeq names its product WD repeat domain 91 (gene WDR91). Gene Ontology annotation, biological process: early endosome to late endosome transport. The record is from RefSeq and is a predicted model, not a curated record. Lineage: Eukaryota; Metazoa; Chordata; Mammalia; Primates; Indriidae. The transcript has 14 exons. Gene Ontology annotation, molecular function: protein binding; phosphatidylinositol 3-kinase regulator activity. Gene Ontology annotation, cellular component: late endosome membrane; early endosome membrane; extrinsic component of endosome membrane. Bases 12 to 2153 code for a protein of 713 amino acids.
CUGGCGCAGCGAUGGCGGAGGCUGUGGAGCGCACUGACGAGCUGGUCCGCGAGUACCUGCUUUUCCGCGGCUUCACGCACACGCUGCGGCAGCUGGACGCCGAGAUCAAGGCGGACAAGGAGAAGGGGUUCCGGGUCGACAAGAUUGUGGACCAGCUGCAGCAGUUAAUGCAGGUAUAUGAUUUGGCUGCUCUUCGCGAUUACUGGAGCUACCUGGAGCGUCGGCUAUUUAGCCGCUUGGAGGAUAUAUAUAGACCCACCAUCAACAAGCUGAAGACCAGCCUGUUCCGCUUUUAUCUUGUCUACACAAUCCAGACAAACAGAACUGACAAGGCUCAGGAGUUCUUUGCAAAGCAGGCCAUGGAGCUCCAGAACCAGGCGGAGUGGAAGGAUUGGUUUGUCCUGCCCUUCCUGCCGUCCCCAGACACCAACCCCACCUUUGCUACCUACUUUUCUCGACAGUGGGCUGACACCUUCAUUGUGUCCCUGCACAACUUCCUGAGUCUUUUUGCAUUGCAAGCCGAAAUCCACCGACUGAGGAAAGAGGAGCAGCAGCCAGAAGAGGAAGAGGCUUUGGUCCAACACAAAUUGCCUCCUUAUGUCUCCAAUAUGGACCGCCUGGGGGACUCGGAACUAGCCAUGGUGUGCAGCCAGAGGAGCGCCUCCCUCUCCCAGUCGCCUCGCGUGGGCUUCCUGUCCUCACUGCUGCCUCAGAGUAAGAAGAGCCCCUCAAGGUUGUUGCCUGCCCAGGGGCCCCCUCAGGCUCAGAGCUCGGCCAAGAAAGAGUCCUUCAGUGGUCAGGCCACCAAGGGAAAGGACCUGACGUUCGGGACCAAGGAUGGGAAGAUCCUCCUCAGCGGGCUGGCCACUGGGGAGUCCAGUUGGUCACAGCACCGGCAGCGGCGCUUGCAGGACCACGGCAAGGAGAGGAAGGAGCUUUUCUCUACCACCACUUCCCAGUGUGCAGAGAAGAAGCCAGAAGCCAGUGGCCCAGAGCCAGAACCCUGCCCAGAGCUCCACAUGGAGCCGGUGGAACCGCCGACUCGGGCUUCCGCGGUAGGCCCUGAGGGUGGAGGGGUCCGUCCCGAGCAGCCCUUCAUUGUGCUGGGGCAGGAGGAGUACGGGGAGCAUCACUCGUCCAUCAUGCACUGCAGGGUGGAUUGCUCUGGGAGGAGGGUCGCCAGCUUAGACGUAGAUGGGGUCAUCAAAGUGUGGUCCUUCAACCCCAUGAUGCAGACCAAAGCAUCCUCCAUUUCCAAGUCGCCACUGCUGUCUUUAGAAUGGGCCACCAAGCGGGACAGACUGCUCUUGCUGGGCAGUGGUGUGGGGACAGUGCGUCUUUAUGACACAGAAGCCAAGAAGAAUCUCUGUGAAAUCAGCAUCAAUGACGACAUGCCCAGAAUCCUGUCCCUUGCGUGCAGCCCCAGCGGGGCCUCUUUCGUCUGUUCGGCCGCAGCCUCGAGCCUCACUUCCCAGGUGGACUCCUCGGCACCCGACAUUGGCAGCAAGGGCACGAACCAGGUUCCUGGAAAACUGCUGCUGUGGGACACGAAAACCAUGAAGCAGCAGCUCCAGUUCUCCCUGGAUCCAGAACCCAUUGCUAUCAACUGUACAGCCUUUAAUCACAAUGGGAACCUGCUGGUCACAGGGGCAGCCGAUGGUGUCAUCCGCUUGUUUGACAUGCAGCAGCACGAGUGUGCGAUGAGCUGGAGGGCCCACUGCGGAGAGGUCUACUCCGUGGAGUUCAGCUACGACGAGAACGCUGUGUACAGCAUCGGCGAGGAUGGGAAGUUCAUCCAGUGGAACAUCCACAAGAGCGGCCUGAAGGUGUCUGAGUAUGGCCUCCCCUCCGACGCCACCGGCCCCUUUGUGCUGUCCGGAUACAGUGGCUACAAGCAGGUGCAAGUCCCCAGGGGCCGACUCUUCGCUUUUGACUCAGAGGGCAAUUACAUGCUGACAUGUUCUGCCACGGGGGGCGUCAUCUACAAGCUGGGUGGUGAUGAGAAGGUUCUGGAAAGCUGCUUGAGCCUGGGUGGCCACCGGGCCCCUGUGGUCACCGUGGACUGGAGUACUGCCAUGGACUGUGGGACCUGCCUCACCGCCUCCAUGGACGGCAAGAUCAAGCUCACCACCCUCCUGGCCCAUAAACUCUGAUGGACCUUCCCUGAGGGACACCCACAGAAGCAGUAUUAUCCUGGGGCACGGGGGAGACUCGAGGUGGAAAACAGGACACUCCACUGGCAGCCCCUGCCGGCUCAGCUACUCUUCAGGGAGAGACUGUCCGAGGAGCUGAGGCACUGCCCAGCUGCGGUGACUGCAUGGGGGUCGCGUGGAGCAGGUGGCUUGUGCUUCCCAGAGACCAGCGUCAUGGACUGUGCCAGACACAUGCUUCAGAGGAAAGCUCCAGAAGAAGGAGAAACACUGAUUGCUGCUGUGUUGGCCCAGGAGAGAUUGGCAGUAUUUUAUAUAUAUUUGCUCAUUUUUCUUCUUUUUUAAAAAAGAGAAUGCACUUGUGGUCCCUUGGGGUCUUUCUAGGAUGUGUAUGUCACUUUGCCCUGGCGGUAGUCAGCUGGGGGCUCCCUGCCCUUGGUCUGCGCACCCCAGUCCUUAUGCACCUCCGGCCUGAGGCUGCACUUCUGCAGCUGUGCCUGUCGCUUUGCCACAGGGGUAGGAUGUGGCGCACGGCUCUUGUCAGUUCUGCUGGGCAACUAAGGUUUUGA